AUGGGAGAUGAUGACAGUAUCAUGUCCCGGCUGUUUAAUACGAAGGCUCUGUUAGGGAUAGUUGUUGGAGCUGGAGCUUCCUAUGGGAUAUAUAAACUUGUGGCGAGUGGGAAGAGUGAUGCUAAUAAUGUCAAGAAAUCCAAAAACGACAACGGGACGAGUGAGAGUGGUCCCGAAAGGGACGCUUCCAGUGGAGGUAGAGUGUUUCUACAGCCGGGUACGCUGCUGGCCAAGGUUUCUGAGCUAAAUCUACUUCAUCAUAGCGAGAGCCGGGCCGCGAAUAUUCCAUCAAGAGAGAUUUUAUCUCAGUCUCCUGGCAACCUGCAGCCGCAUCACAUAGAGAUGCUCCUCUCACUGCUGGAGACGAAUUCCAACCCUUCUGACAGAAUGCAAAUCUUGGUUACACUUGGCAACGCUGCUGCCUUCUCUGUCAAUCAGGACAUUAUUCGUGAAUUGGGUGGCCUCCACAAGAUUGCCAGUCUGCUGUCAGAUCCUGUGCCCGAUACCAGAGUACACUGUUUGAAUGCUCUGAAUAAUUUGAGCAUGAAUGUUAGGAACCAAGAGCAAUUGAAGGUCUAUGUGCCACAGGUUCUGGAGUUGAUAGAAAUGUCACCAGUGAACUCUGACCUUCAGCUGGCUUCUCUGAGACUGCUGACCAACAUGUCUGUCACAAAUAACCACCAACACCUGAUGAAGAAUUCUAUAACCCUCUUUUUGUCUCUGCUGGUUGUAAGCAAUGAAGAGAUGCAGAUUCAGGUUUUAAAGGUACUUGUGAACUUGUCUGCCAAUCCAGAUAUGAUGGAGGACAUCGUCCAAGCCCAGGCGCCGGCGUCCCUCGUCCUGCUGUUCGACGGCUGCACGAACGCGCCGGUGCUCCUGCGGCUGCUCACCUUCGUGGCGAACCUGAGGACCUGGACGCCGUCCGCGCAGGUCGCCGACGCGCUGCGGCGCGGCAAGGACUCGCUGUACUGCGUGCUGCUGGCCCCGCCCUCCCAGCUCCACCACAGGCUGCCGCUGCUGCUGUCGCACCCCGACGACCAGGUCAGGACACAGGCGGCCCACCUCCUCGCCUAGAAUGCGACCAGUCCGUGCCUUUCAAGAGGCGAGGCCCGCCAUUUUGACCUCCUCCCCCCUCCCUCCAGGCCUCGCAGGUGUGCAGUUCAUUUUAAGGAUAUGGCGGAGACUUAGCUGUGACAACAGCUCACCCUGGGGUGUAUUUUUUUGUUUGUUUCUGAAGUGACCCCCCCUCACCCUUGAUCCACUGCCAAAUAUCACAAAGCAAAAAGAAUGUGUCCCAAACCUCUGGUUUUUCCCCCCUCUUCCCACACAGAGCUACAGCUUUGGUUGCUGUGGUUUGCACAGUAAAGCAAGCCAGAGGGAUGUACUGGUUGUGCAGGGGUAAAAUGGGGAAACACACUUGCAUGCCUUCAGUUGCCAUGGCACUGGUGUGUCACAAGGACUCUCAGCAGGUCCUAACUGUGUUCUCAGGCUGGUUUUCCUGAUCAGAGAUGCCAAGAGAGACAGCUAAUGUGCAAUUUUUGGAUGUUGUGUCCUUGUUGAUCAGUAGGAAUGCUAGAAAAAUGUUUUGGUUUGUUCAACGUAGUAGUUUGCGUUUUUUUGUGUUCCAUUUGUUUUGUUUGGGUUAGAAUGAAUCGGAAUAGAAUGCAGAAUGAUUGCUUUUAAACAAUAAAUGAUUUUGAAUGCGUGAAAAUG
Molecule: messenger RNA, 1713 nt
Organism: Anguilla anguilla (European eel)
Lineage: Eukaryota; Metazoa; Chordata; Actinopteri; Anguilliformes; Anguillidae
Gene: armc10
Product: armadillo repeat containing 10
Exons: 6
Coding region: 1-1074 (357 amino acids)
Cellular component (GO): mitochondrion
Source: RefSeq, a predicted model, not a curated record